UCUGUCAGCCAUACAGAAAUACAAUUACUUACUAACCUUUUCUGUGUAAAGCCAAUUUUACAACUUUGUUGCCAUAAUGAUGUAAUGUCAACAAACCCUGAAACCCUAAAAUGACUGUAAAAACAACAAUUUAAACAAUUUUACAGAUCGAAUGAUGCACUAGUUUUAACAGAAUAAGUUAUUUUAUAAAAUUACGAGCUUCACAUUUCUAUGUUUGAACACUCCAAAAACUGGCCCCAUUGACUUCCAUUGUAAGUGCCUCACUGUAACCUUGACUGUCUGAAAGAGUCCACUGUUUAAGAAUAUGGUGUGUGUUUGGGAAUUAUAUAACUACCCAAUCUAUUUGAGGACAUUGAGAAGACUUUAUGUAGUUGUUCUAUUAUAAUAUAUGUAUAAAUAUCCCCAUGAAAUAUAUAAUGUCCCCAUGAAGAUAUUCUCAUAAUAUCACAAGUAACUGCUAUACACCGAGAAGUUGCAUACAAUUUGUGUGGAAAUUUUGAGGAUGGCCAAACAUCUGGAGAUCUCACUAUAAGCGUUUUUAGUUAGUGAGUGUAAGGGAGUGAAAAUGAAGCGUGUGUGUGUGUGUGUGUGUGUGUGUGUGUGUGUGUGUAUGUGUAUGUGUGUUUUACAGAGAUUUACUCCUUUUUCAGUAUGCAAGUGUCCAUGUCCAUUUUUUUCUCUUCUUCACCAUACAGUGUCAAAAACAGAAUCCAGAUGUUUUAACAGAUGUCGCCUGGUUACUAUGUAAAGGAUUACUUCCCUUUCAUUUAUUGUAAAGUGACAUACAACUCAGGGAGAGAGAGAGAAAAAAUGAGAGAGAUUCAUGGUACCGCUGGAACAUUUAUUGUGAUUAACCCUCAAACAUCAUUGUGGCUUCCACCAAUUGUUGCAUUCCCACCUCUCAUUCCACCUUUUGCGGGUGCAGACUAGUCUCCACCAGUGCAAAAUGACAGCCAGAUGAUGUGCAUUGCCCCAGGGUAGCCUAGAUUAACGAGGUGUGAAAACAUCCCUCAAUGUCAAGAAAGUCAUCCCUCAAAGGAAUUCCAUUGCUCUAGCAGCCCAGAAAGAGUUAAAUAUCUCUAAGCCACCUGUGAGGCUGUUUGUAUGGUGUCAAAGUUGUACCAGGGCCCCCCCACUUCCUCAGGCUCCAAAGACCCUAAAUGCACAAGGGGAAAAAAGAGGAUGUCAAGAAAAAUGUGCUGUGCUUGCAGUAUUCAGUGCACGAUUGCAGAAGGCAACUCCACUUGCAUCUUCAAAACAUUUGCACUCCCCCUUAUCCAAUUCGACCAGCUGAUGUCAAAGGUUUGGCCUUGGGGAAGUAACUGACAAAAUAGAAAUUUAAAAAAGCUCUGUCUUCUGAUACAUGUUAGGGCCAUAAAGAAAGUGAAGGGAGCUGCAGACUGGACUCAAACUGGCAGGGAGAGCAAGCAGAACGAGAGACGGUCUACAAGCCCGAGACUAGAACCAGACACUGUACGUCCACCUGCGCAAACCAACAUUAGCUCUAUGACUGUGAUACCUAGGUUUAACCUAACCAUGGCAUGGCUCAUGGUUACAUUUGCAGCCUUACUUUGGGCCAGUCAAGUUAGCUCUCAGGAAAUGCCCCAUGAGCACCUGAUGGCCCAGCUCCAAGCAUGUCCAAAAGAGUGCCGCUGCCCUCCUAGCUUCCCUAAUGCUGUUUACUGUGAAAGCAAAGGCCUGAAACACAUACCUGUCAUCCCUCCCUACACCUUGUACCUGUAUCUUCAAAACAACCUCAUUGAUGUCCUCUCAGCUGAUGCUCUGCGCAAUGCCACACAGCUAAAGUGGAUCAACCUCAGCCACAACAAAAUCACCAGUGAAGGCUUGGAGGUUGAUGCUCUUAGGGUCAUGCCCAACCUUGUACACCUCUACAUGGAAGACAAUUUGUUGACUUCAAUUCCAUCUCCUCUGCCUGCCAGGCUUGAGCAGUUACGGCUCUCCCAGAACAGAAUCUCCAAAAUCCCUGCUGGUGUCUUUUCUGGUAUGGACCAUCUCACCUUGCUGGAUCUGCAAAGCAACAAGCUACAGGAUGAUGCAGUAACUGAGGUCAGCCUGAAAGGUCUCAGCAACUUGGUCCAGAUCAAUUUGGCAAAGAAUCAGCUAAACAGCAUGCCUCUCGGCCUGCCACCCACAACUUCACAGAUCUUCUUGGACAGCAACAACAUUGAGAAGAUCCCUGCUGGUUAUUUUAAAGGUCUUCCCAAGGUGUCUUCUCUCAGGCUCAAUCGCAAUAAGCUGGAUGGGGGGAUCCCCAAAAACGUGUUUAAUCUUUCCAGCAUCUUGGAUCUACAGCUUUCUCACAACCAGCUCACUGAGGUGCCCAUCAUCUCCUUUGGCCUGGAGCAUCUUUAUCUGGAUCACAACAAGAUCAAGAGUGUGAAUGGCUCUGACAUAUGUCCAGCUCCCGCAGGGGCCCUUGAUGAGUACUUUGGUGAGAGUAGUCCUCAUCUCCGCUACCUUCGCCUUGAUGGUAACGACAUAAAACCCCCUAUUCCACAGGAUCUGAUGAUGUGUUUUCGCCUCCUCAGGGCUGUUGUCAUAUAAAGGACUCAUAACUUGCUGGAGAAUCCUAUACGUUGCAUCUACUAGAACUAAAAGACUUGAAAAUGACUUUUUGGGAAGUCUUAGAUUUAAUAUUGAACUCUUUAAGAACCCUACUGAAAAGACCAGCUCAGACCAGUAUGAAUUUCCAAGAGUGGUUAAUGAUGGUCUGGUGCUGCUGUAGCUAGUGGACCAGCAUAGCCAUGCCAUUUACCAGCAAAACUAAGCUGAUAUAUUCUGGCGACUACCUUUGCUGGGCUUUUCAGUAGAGUAGAGGUUUAUAAGACUAGUUCUUAUGAGUAUUAGAUGAUUUUUUUUAAUGUGGUUGUAUUAUAAAACCACUGUGCCUUCUUUUAAUAUUAUGGAAAACUAGCAAGUCUACUCUGUGAGAAACAUUAUUUUUUAAAUAGUCUAUAUAGUGAAGAGGGAUCAAAGAAAAAUUGUCCUCAUAUGCAAGUAAUGAUAUUUCCCCAUCUGGUGUAGAAGUUAAUUUCAAAUAAAUCCAUCUCAGCUGACAUUGCAAUACCCACAAACCAGUUUUACCUUUCCACACCAUUCUGGGGUGUGUUUGGACAACAGAGUUGUGGUCCUUUGUUUUAUUAUGGAGCCAAUAUUUGCUUUACAUUGAAUUUAGCACAUUGUGGUGGUGUAUUAUAUUUCAAGCAUGGUUAAUCUUGGUCACAACAGCAGUAACAUAGAUUGGAAAUGUUAGACAUUAUGCUUUUCAGAGUUGACAGUGUUGCCUCUCAUGCAUUUUUCAAUGCGAUUUACAUAUUUUCUUAAAUAAUUUUAAAAUUGUGAGAUUACUUGCACAGUUAGAGCAUUUAUUUACAAAGAAAAAUAUCCUUUCACAAUCAAUAAUGUUUAGCUUGUUGCUAAAGGUGUUAGUUCCUGAUGAGUCUGUGGUAUAUAAUGAUCAAUUAUUUAGUGUUUUAUUUUAACUCAGCUUCAUUCAUUGUCAUUCAUUUUGUGAGAAGCAUUCAUUUGGGGACAUUUUGGGAAUAUUUGGACCUUUUUUACUAAUUAAUAUACUCAGCAGUGACAAUGGUACUACCAGUGAACAUUCUAGACAAAUUUUAAGAUUUAUUUUUUUAGUCUCAUAUAAUGUGAAUAGUCUUUUUCAACACACAACCAUGACAACAUUUCUUUUUCUUUUUUUCUUUAAAACCACAACCAUCUUAGUAGAAAAACUGACAAAAUUGUAUUUUGAUAACUGUGAGAACCUAAAGAAUGUGCUUUGUAAGAGGUACAAUUCAAGAUGUGAUUUGUUUUGAUUUCCUUGUUUUGAUUAAACUGGUAUGAAUGGU
Molecule: messenger RNA, 3869 nt
Organism: Xyrauchen texanus (razorback sucker)
Lineage: Eukaryota; Metazoa; Chordata; Actinopteri; Cypriniformes; Catostomidae
Product: keratocan-like
Molecular function (GO): protein binding
Source: RefSeq, a predicted model, not a curated record